CCCUGGUACCUUGUUAUAUGGCAAGCAUUUCCAAAUGCAGCUUCCGCACGCUCAAUAACACUCCAUCUGCUAUCACCCGCCGCUUCCUGCACCAACAUGUCGGGAUCGCAGCGUCUUGCCCAUCCUGGCACCAGAACCUCAAUGCGCCCACCGCCGAGACCGCAUGUGGCACACUAUCCUUCAAUAACCGGUCGCGCUCCUUCCCCCGCAGAAUCAUUAUCCUCGAGCGGUGCCUCUAACGCGGGCACUAAAAGAAAAGAGAGGGAUUUUGACCAAGACCAUGGCGAGGAAACAAACAUCCAUGUCGUGGUACGAUGUCGAGGUCGAAGCGCGAGAGAAGUUCGAGAAAACAGCGGGGUGGUGGUAUCAACCAGUGGAGUCCGAGGAAAGACUGUUGAACUGUCGAUGGGGCCCAAUGCAAUCAGCAACAAGACCUACUAUUUCGACAAGGUGUUUUCUCCUGCGGCGGACCAGGCCAUCAUUUUCGACGACGUCGUGGCGCCCAUAUUGAACGAAAUGCUGACAGGCUACAAUUGCACAAUAUUCGCCUAUGGCCAGACGGGGACAGGCAAAACAUAUACAAUGUCGGGUGACAUGACAGACACCCUGGGACUGUUAUCCGAUGCAGCCGGCAUUAUCCCUCGAGUACUCUACUCACUGUUCCAGAAACUGGAGGCAGACGAGGUGGAGUGCUCGGUGAAAUGUUCAUUCAUCGAGCUAUACAACGAGGAACUGAGGGAUUUACUGUCGCCGGACGAUUCCGUCAAGCUGAAGAUCUUCGAUGAUGCCAGCAGGAAGAGCCAUUCCGCUACGGUGGUUCAGGGCAUGGAAGAGUCGCACAUUAAGAAUGCAGCGGCGGGCAUCAAGCUUCUACGGGAGGGCAGCCACAGGCGUCAAGUUGCAGCUACCAAAUGCAAUGACCUCAGCUCUCGAAGUCAUACCGUCUUCACCAUUACCACAUAUGUGAAGAAACCUAACAACACAGGCGAAGAUUACAUCUGCUCUGGAAAACUCAACCUUGUUGAUUUGGCUGGCAGUGAGAACAUCCAAAGAAGUGGCGCGGAGAACAAAAGAGCCGCGGAAGCCGGACUCAUCAACAAGAGCUUAUUGACUCUAGGAAGAGUGAUCAAUGCUCUGGUGGACAAAAGCUCGCAUAUUCCAUACCGAGAAUCGAAACUGACAAGAUUGCUACAAGACUCACUGGGCGGAAGAACAAAGACAUGUAUCAUUGCUACAGUUUCACCAGCAAAAAGCAAUCUCGAAGAGACCAUUUCGACUCUAGACUAUGCUUUCCGUGCGAAGAAUAUUCGAAACAAACCGCAAGUCAACUCAAUGAUAUCCAAGAAAACUUUGCUGAAAGAGUUCACCGUCGAAAUUGAAAAGCUCAAGAGCGAAUUGAUUGCCACAAGACAACGGAACGGCGUCUAUCUCACCAACGAGCAGUACGAGGAAAUUACGGUGGAGAGUGAGUCCAGAAGGAUACUGAGCGAGGAACAGAAGGCUCGGAUCGAAACGAUGGAGGUCAGUUUACGCAACAAAGUCCAGGAGCUCUUCAGCUUGACCAACAACUUCACGAUGCUGAAGCGAGAUAAUGAAGGGACCCGAGCCACCUUAGAGAGCACAAAAGAUGUGCUUGAAAAGACUGCAGCUGUUCUCGCGGACACAGAAAGGCUGCUCGCGGAGGAGACUGCACUUCGCGAAGCACACGAAGUGACAGAGGAGACUUUAUUCGGCAUUGGGACUGAGCUGGUCACGACUGUUGGUGACUCGCUAAAGGAUAUUGAUGGUCUGCAAGCCAAGCUCAGGCGGCACUCCGUCCUUCACUCUCACAACCGCGAGUCAUGGAGCUCUUCUCUCCACCGGGUCAUGGAUGUCUGUGGACUGGUUGACGGGCGUAUCGAAAGCUUUCAUGCGGCACAUGCAGAGGCCGCCGCUGCAAGCUCUCGCCGAAUCGAGUCUUUGAUAGCGACCGAAAUGGCGCGCUUGGAGACUUCUGCGCAACUCUCUCAGGAGAAGUCCUCCCAGCUGGCUGAAGAUUGUGCUGGUGUCGAAAACCAGUCGGCGCAGGCUAGAGAUUCUAUGAAUAAUGUCCUCGAGGAGAUCAAAGAUCUACGUGAGAAUGUCAAGGACAACCUCAGCGAAGGCCUCCAAGGUCUAUCCCAGGCAGCUGCAAAAAUAUCUGCAGAGGUGAUCUCGGAGCUGGAACAGUUUCAUACACAGCUACAUUCGUCUUACAGUGGGCUCGGAAAAGACUUCAAGGCGAUGUUCGAUGACCUUAUCAAGCAAUUGACAGUGCAACGAGAGGAAAUUGAAGCCUUGUCGUCGGCGCUCCAAGGAGCAAGUCGCACCAACAUUGAGGCAUCACUUACCGCCUCUACCCAGCUCGAAGCCAUCAGGGACGAGGAGAGAAAGACUGCCGAGGAGGAGAAAGAGAAGCUCAAGGAGCAGAUCUUGAAACUGAUUGACUCGUCACAUCAACAACAGGAACAGAGACUGUCGGGUAGAUUGAAUAAUGUUCAAUCACACCUUGUUGAAGCGACAGAGCAAUUCGAAAGCGCUGACAAGUCUUAUCGAGAUGGGAUGGACAGGUGGACAGCUCAAGGCAAGGACCUGAUGACGCUGGUAGUCACGGCAAAGGACGAAUUGAAGGGUAAGAUGAAGGGUGACUGGACGGCAGUGAGUGCUCGAAACUUGGCCAUACAAAAAUCCACAAAGGCCGUCCACGAGGAAACGGUCAAAAUUGUCGACGCUCAGCUUACGCAGAUGUCAACUCAAAUGGGAGCCCUGGACGAAUUUGUGACGAGAGCUCGAUUGCAGAAUGACAGUCAUCAUGCUGAACGCUUACAGUCCUUGAGCAAUGCUGCAUCCCAUGCCCAGGAAGGCUUUAGCAGUCUUGAGAAGGAGUCGGAGCUGUGCCGCGAGGUGUUUGGAGCCUUUACGGGAGAACAGGAGAAACACCGUGCAGACAUCGACAGACUUUUUGUGUCAUUGGAGGAAGAAGUAAGGCACCCACUCCAGGAAAUGAAGGCAGAACUGUCAGAAGCAACCCUGGCCGAUUACAUUCCAACUGGAGAGACGCCACAAAAGAGAGAGUGGAAUUAUCCGACACGUCUGCCACGAACCGAAAACCACGAGUCCAUCAUCGCCAGGUUGCGAGGCUUACCUGACCCUGCCCUCAUUACCAAGACGCCUUCAUCAGUAAAGACGCCUGGCCGUUCGCCUAGGAAACAAGCAUCCCCACGUAAAGGACCAUCAUCGCCUUCGAAGCUACCGAGUCCAAGCAAGACCAAGAUCUUCACCGACGUUGAGAAUCCCACGGUCCAGACAUCUACGAUAUCGCUAUCGCAAACACAAGGCACCGCAAGUGGGAUCCCUGUCAACGAGCAGAAAUCUGGGCUGAAGGAAGUCGACAUCAAUGUUAUUAACAGCAACAGACCGAUAUUGUCAUCAGCAACAUCCAUGACAUCGUCCAGCAACGACGAAAAACCGGUACUGCUGGACUUCAGCAAGAGCGUUGGCAGUGGGAGUCAACAGCCACCACUCAAGAGGCACGCAACGACUAAUGCGAUUGUCGAGAGCAGACUGCCUACUGCGAAGCCCGGCAGGGUGACGAGGAGUACGAUGGCUGGAUUGGCGGGGAUGGGAGUCGGUGGCGUGGAGAAUUUCAGUCAAAGUAUUGGGCCAUUGGGCGGAGGGAGGAGGCUGAGAAGCAGUCCACCUGGCUAGUCACAUGGCCUGGGGAGUCGGCAUUGUUUUGUUUUUGAUACAAUGAGUGGGAAUUUUUUCAAGGUGGUGGUGGUGUCGGAGGUUUGGGGACAUUGCUGCUGGAACCUGACGAAUCGAAAUCACAUUGCGUUCAAGUCGAGUACUGUUAGAGAUACCCCUUUCUGUUGUUGUUGUUGCUGUUGUUAUCUGUGGGCUUCUUUGCAUAAUGGAACGACUGAUACAGAGGCAGGGAUCGACCGACUGUUUGGAUACCCGGCAAGGAAGAAAGGACGGAUGGAUACUUACAUAGACUGGUUUCAUUGAGAAUGCAACACUAGCCAAACAAGAAGGAAAUGAACGGGGAGGAGCAGCAGAAGUGGAAGUGGAAGUGGAAGUAGAAACAGGCCCCUAAGUUCCAAAUCCCUCACAGACUGACCCGACCACAAGCGUCUUGUGGGCGAAUGCUUGUAUGGAAAGUGAGUGUGGAUGUGGUAGACGAUCAAAAUCCCGCGCUG
This is a messenger RNA of Cladophialophora immunda, 4220 nucleotides long. RefSeq lists its product as uncharacterized. The coding region runs from base 97 to 3726 and encodes 1209 amino acids. Gene Ontology annotation, cellular component: nucleus; spindle microtubule. The transcript has 2 exons. Lineage: Eukaryota; Fungi; Ascomycota; Eurotiomycetes; Chaetothyriales; Herpotrichiellaceae. Gene Ontology annotation, biological process: mitotic spindle assembly; microtubule-based movement. The record is from RefSeq and is a predicted model, not a curated record. Gene Ontology annotation, molecular function: microtubule binding; plus-end-directed microtubule motor activity; ATP binding.